AUGGCCUUGUCACUAGGUUUAGCAAGAGAGCUGUCGCAGUGCAAAUGCUUCCGGCUGUGGGACAAGUCCUUAUCUCAGUACCACUCAAAUAAAAAAAGGUUUGAUGGGCCUGAGGUUAGGCAGGAGCUGAUUUUGCUGCUCAGAUAUCUGAAGCAAUGCAUGUAUUUCUCGAAGAAGCCAUACAGCGUGUUUUUGGACUAUGGUGGUUAUGGCCAGAAUGAUGUUCUUAUAAAGAAAUCUAAGGCGAGGAUCCUGAAGCCUGCCUUCACAAUUGUCUGUGACAGAAGUAGCCAAUGCUUUCUCCUUUUCAUUAGGGGGGCUAUCAGUGUUAAGGAGCGGUUGACAGCAGCAACUGGCGCAGAGGUUCCAUUUCAUCACGUUGUGGUCCAGGAAGGUCGUGUCUCCAACCUAGUGUUGGGUUACGCUCACUGUGGAAUGGUUGUAGCAGCUCGAUGGAUUGCAAAACAAGCCAUUCCUUGCCUGAGUAAAGCAAUCGAGCAAUUCCCAGAAUAUGAGGUUAAGAUCAUUGGACAUUAAAUGGGAGCUGGGAUUGCAACAAUACUAACAUACAUCCUUCGCGAGAAUGAGAAGCUGGCAUCAUCCACUUGUAUUGCAUUUGGGCCAGGUACUGCACUGAGGAGUAUAGUUUUA
Molecule: messenger RNA, 651 nt
Organism: Zea mays
Lineage: Eukaryota; Viridiplantae; Streptophyta; Magnoliopsida; Poales; Poaceae
Exons: 6
Coding region: 1-537 (178 amino acids)
Biological process (GO): lipid metabolic process
Source: RefSeq, a predicted model, not a curated record